Molecule: messenger RNA, 1555 nt
Organism: Brachypodium distachyon (stiff brome)
Lineage: Eukaryota; Viridiplantae; Streptophyta; Magnoliopsida; Poales; Poaceae
Product: F-box/kelch-repeat protein At3g23880-like
Exons: 1
Coding region: 137-1465 (442 amino acids)
Molecular function (GO): protein binding
Source: RefSeq, a predicted model, not a curated record
UUCCCAAUCUAUUCCCUUUUCCUUCCUCCACGUACCACCCUGCCGCGCCGCCUCCAGCCCUCAACUGCGCCGUCCCCCUCGUGUCUGCCGCGCAGUCGCCAGGGUUCCUCCUCCCUCGCCAGCAAAAGACUCCAGGAUGGAGCUAUCAGAGGCGACAACGGCGGAGGAGAACCAGGCCGUCGCGCCGCUGCCCAAGGAGAUCCUCAUGGAGAUUCUCGCCCGGCUCCCGGCCAAGUCCGUCGGCCGCUUCCGCUGCGUGUCGCCCGAUUGGUCCGCGAUGCUCUCGUCGGCGUACUUCGUCGACCUCCACGCCCGGCGGGCCAACAGGCCGGAUCGCCCUCGGCUGCUCCUUGCUCCGGUGGGUUCCUCGUACGAUGACUGCGUCUAUUCAUGGCAGCCCGGUGGUCAGGUCGAGAAGCUCAGGUCGGACGAUUUCGCAGAGACAGGGUUGCUUGCUCCUGUCACCAAGCCCUGCCACGGCCUCGUCCUCAUCAGGUGCACCGACUACCGCGGCUACUUCGUUUGCAACCCUUCUACUGGUGAGGUCUUGCCUCUCCCUGACAGCGAGGUGCCACUGAAGACGAUUUGGCGGCCUUCGAUAAGCGGGCAACCGUUCUUCUAUGGGGUGUCUUACGGACUCGGUUACUGCUCGGUGACCAAGCAGCAUAAAGUAGUGCGCUUGUUUUGGUGCAACAAUGUGUCAAGCUGUGAGGUCUUCGUCCUUGAUAAACUUGCUUACUGGAGGCCUACUGCCCAAGAGCCUCCAUCGUGCCAUGUCAGCGAGGACAAGCUGGCUGUUUUCGUAAGGGGACAUCUGCACUUCCUCUGCCGUGGUGCUGACAUUAUCACUUUUAACACUAGCAGCGAGACCUUUGGUUCGUUGCUGCCGCCAGCGGGUUUUGAGGAUGCGUCGCCAUUGCUGACGGAGCUGGAUGACUGCUUAUGCUACUGCUAUGGAGAGCCUGAUAGUGAUGAUCCUUACCAUGUCUUCCUGCUAAGAGAUUACAUGGGAGGCCGGUGGGAGAAGCUCUGUUGUAUUGAGCGAAGUGCUUGGCCAGAAUCUGAGCGCAUGCUGCUGCGAUCUCUCUGCAUUUCCCCACUAGUUAUGUAUCAUUCAGAUGAUGGACAGAGGAGGGUCAUGUUCGGGACAGGAGCUUGUAAAGUUUUUGCGGUGGGCCUUGACACCAACAUCCCGGAGAUUUUAUUCACGCCAGAUGGAACCAUAAUUGGUAGCUGUGAUGACGACUAUAUCCUGCCGCUUUGUCUGUUCGAGGAGUACCUCGGUUCAGUGGGACGCACAGUUGAGGAGAUGGCCUUUUCAUCACCGACAACUAAAGCUUGGUCAGACAUUUUUAAGUGGAUGCCUGCACGUUCGGUGUCUGAGUUGAGCUUGGUGUGCAGGGAAUGGCGUGCAACGAUCAUGACUGACCGUUUCAUUCAAUCGCAUGUCGCCAUGCAAAUUUGAAUAAGAUCCCUCGGGUUAUGAUUGUUGUUGAUCUCCAAUUCGGACAGUACAUGAAUUUGAAGGAUUUCUUUGAUGCGGGUGCACCAGUUU